Vigna umbellata (rice bean) is the source of this 1019-nucleotide messenger RNA. Its product is annotated as DUF740 family protein. Lineage: Eukaryota; Viridiplantae; Streptophyta; Magnoliopsida; Fabales; Fabaceae. The record is from RefSeq and is a predicted model, not a curated record.
CUCACCCUCAAUGAAAGCGAGAGAGAAAAACAAACAGAGAUAGAAAGAAAAUUCACCAGAGAAACAUAGAACAAGGAAAUUAAGCUCAAAACUAGAGAGAGAAAAAACUCCAAUAGAAAGAAAAUGGCGUUGUACCUCGACGAAGAAGAAGUUUGGAAGUGUCCCAAGCAUCCAUCCAAACGAAGAAGAAGCGGAAUUUGCCCAAUCUGUCUUCGCGACCGUCUCGCAACUCUGUGCCCUGAUUGUGCUAACGUGCGCCCUUGUUCCUGCUAUGCCACUAGCUCCUCCUCCUCUUCAUCCUCCUCCUCCUCCUUCUCUCGAUUGCCCGGCGGCUCUGGCAGCGUCGGCGGCGUCGGCCGCGUCCACAACCUCAUCGACCAGGAGCCAGGACUCCGGCGCUCGCGCUCCAUGGCGAUUCCGUUUCUCCGGUCGCGGUCGCGGUUCUCCGGUGGCGGCGACCGGGGUUUGGAUCUCGACAGCGCUAGGGACUCGCCGGCGUUGAACGGAAGCAGGUCGGCGAGGUCGUUCUGGUCAAUGUUCAAGUCGCAGAAGAGCACGAGAGGCGGCGCGCCGGAGCAGGAGUGGGACGCAAAGAAGAUUUUGGCGGAGGAACGCGACGGAGACGGGAGCGUAAAUCCGGUGAUGGUGCGGUCGAAGUCAGUGGCGGUUACUGCGGUUUCCGGCGACGGAGAAUUGAGACCGCGGACGAAGGGGAGAGGGUGGUUCUUUCCAAGCCCGAUGAAGGCUUUCCGGCAAUCGAAGGUUUCUAAAGUGGUUCAGGAACGGUCUCCUUUGUAUAGAGGUUGAAAUUUUGUAGAUUAAAAAAGUAAUAAUAACAAUAACAAAUACUUUAUAUAAGUUUAUAUUAACCAAAAUAUUAAAGUUUUAUUUUGUUUCAGUAUGGUCUUGAUUAUAUUCUUCGUCAUCGUGAUUGUAGUGCGAUAUAUUCGGCUGGGAAUGUUGAAUUUGCAAUUAGCAAUACAAAUACAAUGGCAGAAUGUUUAUUAUUAUUGAUAUCA